CGCCCAGCCCCUGAGACGCCAGGCUUUCUUGCGGAGUGUGAGCAUGCCUGCCGAGACCGCCCACGUCCCCUCGCCCCACCAUGAGCUCCGGCGGCCGGUCCUGCAGCGCCAGACGUCCAUCACGCAGACCAUCCGCAGGUACCUGGGGCCGGGCAUGAGUGUGUGGACAUCAGGUGGCGUGUGCAUGGCUUGUGAUCUCUUGGGAGCUGCCGGUGCCGUUGGUGUUCCCCGGGGCUCCUAACAGCAGGUGCUGGUGGUGUUUUCCCUUGCAUGUCCAAGCAGUCUGGACAGCUUGUCUGGGCUUGCAGUGCCCACCGCCUGAGUUCUGUGGUGUCUGAGGUCAAGCUGCUGCCCGGGGCCAAGCUCUCUGGCUGAGGGCUGAGCUCUGCGUGCCAUCUGUGGGCUCAGUGUCUCCCUGUGAAACCCCCUCUCUGUUGGGUUGAGGAUCCAUGUAAAGUACUCACUUGGGCAAGGCCUGCCCUCUGCAGUUCUCAUGGGAAUUUGGAGGUGGCUCAUCGUUUAGGGGGUGGCCAGGGCCGGAACCCAUUCGUCCCCUUAAUUAGAGCCAGCCCACCUGGACCCUGGAGUGGCUGGAGGCUCCAGGAGGGGGGCGUCUGGGGGAAGGCUGGCUCCCCCUUGCUGAGGCCCUCCCGUGGCAGGGGCACCGCCGACUGGUUCGGGGUGAGCAAGGACAGCGACAGCACCCAGAAGUGGCAGCGCAAGAGCAUCCGGCACUGCAGCCAGCGCUACGGGAAGCUGAAGCCGCAGGUCCUCCGGGAGCUGGACCUGCCCAGCCAGGACAACGUGUCUCUGGCCAGCACGGAGACGCCCCCUCCCCUGUACGUGGGCCCGUGCCAGCUGGGCAUGCAGAAGAUCAUAGACCCCCUGGCCCGGGGCCGGGCCUUCCGCGUGGCGGAUGACACGGCCGACGGCCUGAGUACCCCGCACACACCUGUCACGCCUGGUGCCGCUUCCCUCUGCUCCUUCUCCAGCUCCCGCUCGGGCUUCAACCGGCUCCCGCGGCGACGCAAGCGCGAAUCGGUGGCCAAGAUGAGCUUCCGGGCAGCUGCGGCCCUGGUGAAGGGCCGCUCUGUUAGGGACGGCACGCUGCGCCGGGUACAGCGUCGAAGCUUCACUCCCGCCAGCUUCCUGGAGGAGGACACGGUGGACUUCCCCGACGAGCUGGACACGUCCUUCUUUGCCCGGGAAGGAGUCCUCCAUGAGGAGCUGUCCACGUACCCAGACGAGGUGUUCGAGUCCCCGUCAGAGGCAGCGCUCAAGGACUGGGAGAAAGCCGCGGAGCAGGCCGACCUCACCGGUGGGGCCCUGGACCGGAGUGAGCUCGAGCGCAGCCACCUGAUGCUGCCCCUAGAACGAGGCUGGCGGAAGCAGAAGGAGGGUGGAGCAGCGGCCCCACAGCCCAAGGUGCGCCUGCGGCAGGAGGUAGUGAGCACGGCGGGUCAGCGGCGGGGCCAGCGCAUCGCGGUGCCGGUGCGCAAGUUCUUUGCCAGGGAGAAGCGGCCCUACGGGCUGGGCAUGGUAGGCCGGCUGACCAACCGCACUUACCGCAAGCGUAUCGACAGCUACGUCAAACGUCAGAUCGAGGACAUGGACGACCACAGGCCCUUCUUCACCUACUGGCUCACCUUCGUGCACUCGCUCGUCACCAUUCUAGCCGUGUGCAUCUAUGGCAUUGCGCCCGUGGGCUUCUCGCAGCACGAGACCGUGGACUCGGUCCUGCGGAACCGCGGGGUCUAUGAGAACGUCAAGUAUGUGCAGCAGGAGAACUUCUGGAUUGGGCCCAGCUCGGAGGCUCUCAUUCACCUGGGUGCCAAGUUCUCGCCCUGCAUGCGCCAGGACCCGCAGGUGCACAGUUUUAUCCGCGCCGCGCGGGAGCGUGAGAAGCACUCAGCCUGCUGCGUGCGCAACGACCGGUCGGGCUGCGUGCAGACGUCGGAAGAGGAGUGCUCGUCCACUCUGGCAGUGUGGGUGAAGUGGCCCUUCCACCCCAGUGCCCCAGACCUUGCCGGCCACAAGAGGCAGUUUGGCUCUGUCUGCCACCAGGACCCCAGGGUGUGUGAUGAGCCCUCCUCAGAGGACCCCCACGAGUGGCCAGAUGACAUCACUAAGUGGCCGAUCUGCACCAAAAACAGCGCUGGGAACCACACCAACCACCCGCACAUGGACUGUGUCAUCACAGGCCGGCCCUGCUGCAUCGGCACAAAGGGCAGGUGUGAGAUCACCUCCCGCGAGUACUGUGAUUUCAUGAGGGGCUACUUCCACGAGGAGGCCACACUGUGCUCACAGGUGCACUGCAUGGAUGACGUGUGUGGGCUCCUGCCCUUCCUCAACCCCGAGGUGCCGGACCAGUUCUACCGCCUGUGGCUGUCCCUCUUCUUGCACGCUGGGAUCCUGCACUGCCUGGUGUCCGUCUGCUUCCAGAUGACCGUCCUGCGGGACCUGGAGAAGUUGGCCGGCUGGCACCGCAUCGCCAUCAUCUACCUUUUGAGUGGUGUCACUGGUAACCUGGCCAGUGCCAUUUUCCUGCCAUACCGGGCAGAGGUGGGCCCAGCCGGCUCGCAGUUUGGCAUCCUGGCCUGCCUGUUCGUGGAGCUCUUCCAGAGCUGGCAGGUCCUGGCACGGCCCUGGCGCGCCUUCUUCAAGCUGUCGGCCGUGGUCCUCUUCCUGUUCACCUUUGGGCUGCUGCCCUGGAUCGACAACUUCGCUCACAUCUCGGGCUUCAUCAGCGGCCUCUUCCUGUCCUUCGCCUUCCUGCCCUACAUCAGCUUCGGCAAGUUUGACCUGUACCGCAAGCGCUGCCAGAUCCUCGUCUUCCAGGUGGUCUUCCUGGGCCUGCUGGCCGGCCUGGUGGUUCUCUUCUACGUCUACCCCGUGCGCUGCGAGUGGUGUGAGUUCCUCACCUGCAUCCCCUUCACGGACAAGUUCUGUGAGAAGUACGAGCUGGACGCCCAGCUCCACUGAGCGGGCUGCGGCACCGGGGCCGCGUGCUGCAGGCAGAGCCAGGCGCACGCUCCGCCCCAGGUCUCGCGGGCCACGGGACUGGGCCUGCCUGCUUGCCGAGCCCUGACCUCUUGCGCCUCGUUCGCCGCUGGUGAGCUCCUCGUACUUCAGGGCAUUGAUAACACCAGUUCCCACGAUUACCUUCUAACUAGUUUCUUGACGACCACCUCAUGUGGCCAAUAAAUGGACCGGGAGCGUUUUAGCUGCCACUAACUUAUCA
Messenger RNA from Ailuropoda melanoleuca (giant panda), 3241 nucleotides. RefSeq names its product rhomboid 5 homolog 1 (gene RHBDF1). Gene Ontology annotation, molecular function: serine-type endopeptidase activity. Bases 865 to 2982 code for a protein of 705 amino acids. Lineage: Eukaryota; Metazoa; Chordata; Mammalia; Carnivora; Ursidae. The record is from RefSeq and is a predicted model, not a curated record. The transcript is spliced from 16 exons. Gene Ontology annotation, biological process: regulation of epidermal growth factor receptor signaling pathway; regulation of protein secretion. Gene Ontology annotation, cellular component: endoplasmic reticulum membrane.